CUCUACCUCACCAAUUUCUUCGAACCUCCUCUCUCUCUUCGAAGAAGUAGAAAAAUCUUCCUUCUAGCUUGAACUGGCCCCCCACGGAGUUCUCCAUCAUGUACUGUACAUCCUGAUUGUCUAAUUACUCUUAGCGUACUCUCCUUGUCCGGUUUUGGUAUUGCGAGUUUUCGUGGUGCAGGAAGAAGUAAUUCCUUGGGUUGAUCAACUUUUCAGGUCUCGAUUCUUCAUUGGGAAAACCGUGUACGUUGUUAUAACCAAGAUGAGGAGUUUGGUAAUGAGAUGCUUCAGUUUUUGCAAGGACGGGGAUAUUGAGAGGCAAGGUCCCAAGAAUGAUGAUACUGGUUCAGAAAAAAAGAAAACAAUGAAAAUGGCAAUUGGGCAGGCCGUCAAUCACCCUUUGACGAAGAAAAUCAUUUCAAAAACGGCCAAAUUACCGGCGUGGUGCUUCCAUUACUUCCAUUGGGAUGUGGCGUUUUUAGUGGUCUGCGUAGUUGCAAUAGCAGUGGACCCUUUGUUCUUUUAUCUUCCUGUCAUCAACGAGGCUACCAAAUGCAUUGCUAUAGAUACCAUUUUGAAAAUCAAUGUUAUUUGUGUGCGAUCGUUCCUGGAUUUGAUUGCUCUUGGGGAUCUGGUUGCAAGAAAAAUAAAUAAUUGCCCUGACAUGAAGCGUUCAGACUACGUGAUUAACAUUCUCAGCAUUCUUCCAGUCCACCAGGUGUUAAUGCCAAUUAUAUUUUCAGAAAUGAGAACUUCAAAAAUCGAGAACAAAAGGAAAUUCCUAAAUGCAGUUGUUCUUUUGCAAUAUGUGCCAAGAAUUUUCCGUAUCUACAGAUUGUGGAAAAUAGUCAACGAGACCAUCAUCCUACGGAAAAGAAGUACUAAAGAGAAUGUAGAAAGCUACAAGAAUCUGAUCCCACCCAAAGGUUUUGUAGUGAUGAAAGCUGGAUUCAACCUUUUACUGUAUCUUGUUGCCAGUCAUGCACUGGGUGCCUGUUGGUACUUCUUCUCCAUCCAACGAGAGACCACGUGCUGGUACAAGCUGGCCUGUGAGCGUGAUAUUAAUGAAUGUAGCAAGGGUAUUUCUUUAGACUGUGGUACUAGUGGUUUUGGAAAUUACACGUUUUUAAAUGACUUCUGCUCUAUAGAAAACCCAAAUACCACUCUCUUUGAUUUUGGAAUAUUCGAAGAUGCCCGUCAAUCUGGUAUACUAUCGUCCAUGGACUUUCCGCGAAAGACCAUGUUUUGUUUCUGGUGGGGCCUGCGAAAUUUGAGUUCACUUGGUCAAAACCUUCAAACAAGUACUUAUUAUUGGGAAAACUGCUUCACAGUUCUUAUUUCGAUCUUUGGCUUGCUUCUGUUUUUAUACUUUAUCGGAAAUCUUCAGAUAUACAUGCAGUGGGAUGCAUCUAACGAGUUGGAUGAGAUCAAAUCUAAGUGGUUGAAAAACAAGGAGGAAAAAUUAAGUACCAUCAAGAAUUGGAUAAGCACUAUGGUCAAAACUGAUCACGAGUUAAAAAAGAAGAUCAUGGACUAUGUGACACCAAAACUGGAAGAUCAAAACAAUGCUUUUGAUACAGAGAAUCCAUUCCCUCAUUUUUCCGAAGAGAUUAAAAGACUGAUUAAGAUCAAUCUCUGCUUGCCCCUGCUAAGAAGAGUGCCAAUAUUCCAAAACGUAAGUGAAGAAUUGUUGUAUAAGCGUCUCAAGCAUGUGCAGUAUAAACAGAACCGUCUAAUUGUUGGGGAGGGAAAAUCACUGAAUGAGAUGAUUUUCGUAGUAAAAGGAAUUGUGUGUACGUGUACAAGUAAUCAUGAUUAUGAAACUGAGUGUCCUGAUAAAUGUGAAAUCAUCGGAGAAAAUCUUGUACAAUGGGUGCUGGCAUCUCCCAAACAAUCCAACCCUCCCUCGUCGGAAAAGAAUUUCAGAUGUCUGACAAAAGUUGAAGCUUUUCGUCUUACGGCUAGAGACCUCAAUGAUAUAUUUCAGCCACAUCCAUCCAAAGAGUGUGGCGGCGACUCAACCACUCCAUCCAUCCCGUACUUCAAAAAGAUACCAAGAAAGGUUUGGAAGAGAAAUGGAAGAAUCGAGAAAAGCACAAAGAGCGAGGUGUGCAAGAAUUUUAAGCUGAGUGGUAGUCGGCUCGAGAUAUCCUAUCAUCCAAUGGAGAGGAUGGCAGUAAACUUCGCAACUGCAGAUUGGUUUCCAAUGGGGGAAUUGGCCAGGGAACGUUAUGCUCUUCUUAAGAAGAUUCCAAUAAUAUCAUACGAGGAACCCCUUUGUAAUGAAGCAAUGCUUUUACUCAUGUCUUCGAAACAAGACAAUUUUGGUGAUCCAUCCACAGAUGUAGUCUCUCAGCGUGCUAUCAAGAUUUCUUUUGUACGCCUCAUAAGGCAGCAUAAGCAGGCGCUUCAUCGCAUAAAAGCAUCAUCUAAUGCUUUUUCCCCACAUGCUCAAGGAACUCUCUUAUGCGGCCAUUGCAAGCGUGACUGUUACUUGGCAUACAACAUGUGCAACUUCUGCAACUCUGAUCCUUUUUGCCUUUUUCAUGGGCGGCCUGAGUACCUUCAAGCUGGGCUCCUCGUGCGCUGCACCUGGUGCGCUCUGCAGUCUGCACCAUGUGCGCGACGCAGCUGCUGCUGGUGUGCGAAGCACCUGGUGCGAGCCGCAACAGGUGCGCUGCAGCACCUCUUGCGCAGCCGCACCAGGUGCGCUGCUGCACCUCAGCGGCUUCUCCGUGGGGAGCAGUGGUGCGCGCAGCACCUCUGUGCUGCGCAGGUGGUGCGCGCAGCACCCCUGCACUGGGAGGGUGGAGCGCGCGGCACCAGUGCGCUUCGCAGCACCACGCUUCCGACUGCACCACAGGGUGCUCGCAGCACCAUGGCGGUGCGUCCUCUCUCCGCUUCUUACUGGUCCGCGCUGCACCUCGUGCAGGUGGGUUGUCUGGGACAGCCAUGCAAGCUUGCACCGACCAUCAGCCAUCAACGCACAUCACGCCUGCAGAAACUUGGACAGCACAGCGUUGUGGUGGUGGACUCAGCACCUGGCAGCACCCAAACGGUGCGCGACGUUACACCUAGAUCGCGUGGAUCUUGCUGUCGCGCAGCACCUUCUGGUGUUGCUCAUCGCGCAGCACAACUUGCGGCGUUUUGUGUGGCUUGUGCUGCUCGUAGCGAGCGGCAUGGAAAGUGAGAUCUCACUGUGCCCAUCUGGGCAGCGUGCAUCGGUGCGCAUUGUCCCAUGAACCAGUACGAACCACCUCUCAUGGUGGUAUGGUCAGAAUCACUUCAUGCACUCGGGAAAAAAAUUUUCAACAUGCAGUGCAUUUCAAACAGAUUUUAUCAAACAAACAAUGCCAGCAAAAUUUAAAUCGGGAACAACCGAUCUUGCUCUGAAACUAAUGUUACAAAUAUUAGAUCAAAGUACAUGACGGAAGCAAUAUUACUUCUUUAAAAA
Messenger RNA from Carya illinoinensis, 3454 nucleotides. RefSeq names its product probable cyclic nucleotide-gated ion channel 5. The transcript is spliced from 12 exons. NCBI's taxonomy places the organism in Eukaryota, Viridiplantae, Streptophyta, Magnoliopsida, Fagales, Juglandaceae. Bases 263 to 3190 code for a protein of 975 amino acids. The record is from RefSeq and is a predicted model, not a curated record.